Messenger RNA from Rhizophagus irregularis DAOM 181602=DAOM 197198, 1443 nucleotides. RefSeq lists its product as uncharacterized. The record is from RefSeq and is a predicted model, not a curated record. Lineage: Eukaryota; Fungi; Glomeromycota; Glomeromycetes; Glomerales; Glomeraceae.
AUGUCAACAUUUUUUACGAAAUUAAGUCAAAACUAUAUUGAAUUAUUGGAAAACAAUGAAUAUUAUGAUAUCACAAUUGAAGUUGGAGAAGACCCUAAUGUAAAAUUUUUUCGUGCGCAUAUGAAUAUUUUGUGUUCCCGUUCUCCAUAUUUACGAAGAGCUUUGGUUUCAAAUAAAAAGAAUAAUGAUAAUGGUAUAUCUCAUUUUAAAUUAUCAGAUAUAUCACCGGAUACCUUUAUGAUUAUUUUAAGGUAUAUUUAUGGCGGUGUUCUUUCAUUAAAUGGACAAGACACUUUAGAUGUUUUCAAGGUCCUACUAGCUGCAAAUGAACUUCUUCUUCAAGAAUUAGUUGAUUAUUUACAAAAUUAUUUAAUUAAUAAUGAAUCUCAAUGGAUGGAACAACAUUUUGAACUUAUUCAUCGAACAAGCUUUCAAUUUACUUCUUUAACAGAAAUUCAACAAUUCUGUACGAACUUGAUGGCAAAGUCUCCACAUAAAAUAUUUAAAUCACUUGAUUUCACUUCAAUUCCUGAAACAUCUUUAGUUCAAGUUAUUAAAAGAGAUGAUUUACAAAUGAAAGAAAUUGAUGUUUGGGAACAUGUAUUAAAAUGGGGUAUCGCACAAAAUCCUACGCUUCUUGAAGAUCCUAAUACUUGGUCUGAUAAUGACUUCAAGACAAUAGAAAAUACUUUACAACAUUGUUUAUCAUUUAUUAGAUUUUUUUGUUUAUCAUCUAAAGAGUUCUUACAGAAAGUUCAUCCUUAUAAAAAACUCUUAAGAUCUCAAUUUUAUGAAGAAUUAUUAAAUUCUCACUUAAAUCCUGAUAGCGAACCAAAUGACAACAUAUCACUUCCUAGAAAUAUUUAUAGUGAUGAAAAUCAUGGAAUUAUUGAUUCAACAAUUGUUAAUUUAAAUAUUGUUUCAAUUAUUUCAAGAUGGAUCGAUAAAGUGGAUGUUAAUCAUAAAGUUUCUCAUUUAAGAGAAUUUUAUUUACCAUAUAAAUUUAAAUUGUUAUUAAGAGGAAGCCGAGACGGAUUUACUCCUAAAAAAUUUCAUACUUUGUGUGAUAAUAAAUCAAAUACUGUCACCUUUAUUAAAGUAAAAGAGACGCAAAAGAUUAUUGGUGGAUAUAAUCCUUUAAAAUGGGAAUCUUCCGAAACUUGGGGUGAAACUAAAGAUAGUUUUAUAUUUACUUUUAACAACAAGAAUAACCUCUUUAAAGAUGCGAUUAUUAGUUAUGUAAAAAAUAUAUGUUUUGCAGCACUUAAUAGCAAAGUCCGUGGGCCAUAUUUUGGCUAUGAUCUUAUUAUACGGGCUCCCAAUGAGUCCUCAGACUAUGAUGAAUUUCGCUGUAGAAAUAUUCAUUAUGAAAGAAGAUUAAGAGAUACCGAAGAUACAUUCUUAGCAGAAGAUUAUGAAGUAUAUCAAAUUGUUAGGAAAUAA